Molecule: messenger RNA, 3170 nt
Organism: Lindgomyces ingoldianus
Lineage: Eukaryota; Fungi; Ascomycota; Dothideomycetes; Pleosporales; Lindgomycetaceae
Product: Cse1-domain-containing protein
Exons: 3
Coding region: 120-2987 (955 amino acids)
Biological process (GO): protein export from nucleus; protein import into nucleus
Cellular component (GO): cytosol; nuclear envelope
Molecular function (GO): small GTPase binding; nuclear export signal receptor activity
Source: RefSeq, a predicted model, not a curated record
CACCACUACACUCACCCAACAUCAGCCCAGCACCCACCCAGCACCCGCUCCACCGCGCCGUCGCACCCCCUCCUACUCACCUUCCCUGCAGUUCCUCCGGUGCCCUUCCCGCCCUCGCCAUGGCGAACCUCCAGCCCCUCGCCGACCUGUUGCAAGCCAGCCUGGACCCCCGCCAGAGCAAGCAAGCGGAAAAGACCAUCGCCAUGCAGCAGACUCAGCCCGGCUUCUCGCUCGCUCUCCUCCAGAUCGUCGCCUCUGAGGCGUUCCCCCCGACGACGCGGCUGGCCAGCGUGCUGUACUUCAAGAACUUCGUCAAGCGCAACUGGGUGGACGAGGCCGGCAACUACAGGCUGCCUCUUGAGGAGGUCGCCGCCAUCAAGAGCGAGCUGAUCGGCCUUAUGGUCUCUGUGCCGCCCAAUUUGCAGUCCCAGCUCGGUGAAGCCAUCAGCGCAAUUGCGGACAGCGACUUCUGGGAGCGCUGGGACACGUUGGUCGACGACCUGAUUGCGCGUCUGACCCCCGACAACCCAACUGUCAACAACGGCGUACUCCAUGUCGCCCACUCCAUCUUCAAGCGCUGGCGUCCACUGUUCCGCUCCGACGACCUUUUCACCGAAAUCAAUCACGUCCUCUCCAAGUUCAGCACCCCUUUCCUGACCCUCAUGGAGAACACCGACUCCGUCAUAGCCAAUGCAAAGGACCCCGACACCCUCAGGAACGCCUUCACUACCCUCAACCUGAUAAUUAAGCUCUUCUACGACCUGUCAUGUCAGGAUCUGCCCCCCGUCUUCGAGGACAACAUCGCCGCUAUCUCCAGCCUGUUGCACAAGUAUCUCGUCUACGACAACCCGGCACUCCAUUCUCAAGACGACAGUGAGUCCGGCAUCCUCGAGUUCAUCAAGGCGGGAAUCUUUGAAGCCGUCAUGCUCUAUGUUCAGAAGUACGAGGAUGUUUUCGGCUCCCAGCUUAAUCAAUUCAUCGAGAGCUCUUGGACCUUUCUAAUGAACAUCGGCCUGGAGACGAAAUACGAUAUAUUAGUCAGCAGAGCCCUCCAGUUCCUCACCGCUGUUGCAGGCACACACUACGCUGAGAAUUUCAACAGCGAGCCGGUCCUGGUUCAGGUGAUUGAGAAAGUCAUCCUGCCGAACCUCACGCUACGAGAAUCUGAUGUUGAGCUCUUCGAGGAUGAGCCUAUCGAGUUCAUCCGAAGGGAUCUGGAGGGCUCUGACAAUGAUACGAGACGGCGGGCGGCUACCAAUUUCCUCCGCCAGCUGAUGUCUCGCUUCGAGCAACUAGUCACAUCAACGGGCAAGAAAUACAUAGAUAACUACCUUCAGUCCUACCAGAACGACAAGAGCAAUUGGAGAUCCAAGGACACAGCAGUCUACCUCUUCUCCGCCAUUGCCAGCACAGGGACAGCCACAGCGGCUCAGGGUGUUUUGACAGUAAAUCCUCAUGUUGAUGUCCUUGACUUCUUCCAGAAGAAUAUUGCGGGGGACUUACAGGCGGCCGACGCUGAGCCGAUCCUGAAAGUGGAUGCGAUAAAGUUCAUUUACGUCUUCCGCAGCCAGAUGACCCCUCAAUAUUGGCACGCAGCAUUCCCCCUUCUUGUCAACCACCUUGCCAAUUCAAACUAUGUCAUUCACACCUACGCUGCUAUUGCCGCUGAACGAGCGCUAUUCAUGACCGACAACAAUCGGCAGCCAAUUAUCCCCAAGGACGAUGUAGUGGCAGUGUCCAAGGACCUCAUCACGCAUCUUUUCAAGCUAAUCACCAAGAACACCGCACCCGAGAAGAUCCAGGAGAACGAAUUCCUGAUGAAGUGUGUGAUGCGAGUUCUCAUCUUCAUCCGGGAAGGAGUGUUGCCUAUCGUUGACAUUGUCUUGAACAGCUUCAUCAACAUAACCAAAGUCAUCAGGCACAAUCCCAGCAAUCCUCGGUUCCAAUACUACCUUUUUGAAAGCAUCGGAGCCUUGAUCCGUUUCGCUGGACCCACCCAAAGCGCUAACCUCGAGACGAAAUUAUAUGAUCCAUUCGCGGCCAUCUUACAGGAAGACGUACAAGAGUUUAUUCCUUACGUUUUCCAGCUGUUCGCCGCACUUUUAGAAGCAAAUCCUUCUGGUCAAUUGUCGGAGUACUACAAGUCAUUGCUGGAACCCAUCUUGAUGCCCUCUCUGUGGGAGUCCAAAGGAAAUGUGCCCGCCUUGACUCGGUUGCUUACAGCCAUCAUCGCCCGUGACGCAACAGAUAUUGUUGCACAAAACCGCGUCGAGCCAAUCCUAGGUAUCUUCCAAAAGUUAGUCUCGUCUAAAGCCCAUGAAGUCAAUGCCUUCGAGCUGAUUGAGACCGUGAUUGCCUGUAUCCCUCCCGAAGCACUGCAACAGUACUUUGUUACCAUUGUCCAGUUAAUGUUAACUCGGUUGUCGAGUAUGAAGACAGAGAUAUUCCAACAACGUUUCAUUGCCUUCUACCACUUCAUAUCUGCCCGCCAGGACAAAGGCCUUGGCGCGGAUUUCUUCAUCAACGUCACGGAUCAAGUCCAGCAUGACGUCUUCAAGCCCAUUUAUCUCACGAUUAUUCUCCCUGACACUCAGAAACUCACCCGCCCAACCGAUCGCAAGACUGCUGUAGUGUCCUACACAAAGACUCUGACUGACUCGCAAGCUUUCGUAGACAGGUAUCCCAAAGGUUGGGGGUUGACAUGCCAACGACUGCUGGAGCUCCUGCUAAAUCCACCCGUUCCAGCUGCCAACGAUGAUAUCAUCCCGGAUGCAGACGUCGAUGACGCUUCAUUUGGAGUUGGUUUCACACAGCUGCAUACAUGCAAGAAAGUGCCGCGAGAUCCAUUCCCAGAGAUCGAAAAUGUGAAGACAUGGGUGAGAGAGUACCUGAAAGAGGCGAAUACUCGGCACAAUGGCAGGAUCGUGGUCCUCGUGGAGGAGAGAUUAUCCCCGGAGGUCAAAGCUGCCCUCUCAGAGUAUCUUUGAGAGUUGCAAUCUUGGCAACAAAGUCCGCAAAGGACCAGAGUUAUGUUGAGACCUUGGGGAAGAAUAUUGGAGCCUAGAUUUCCACGGGAUGGCAUGAUAAUUGUAUAGUUUUGGGACUGAUACCAGAAAAGGGACAAGCUCGGCGUACUGGUAGAUAGAUAGGUAGGUCGUGCCGGAAAGGAA